AUGAGUCGGGAACCAGAGGGGUUUUGGAUGACGGACUAUAGGGAAGGUGGUGCAGUUUUCUUGUUUUCGGUUGUUAAAUUUGCUGAAGUUGUUGGGUUCGAUAACCAUGAUUACUCUUCUCCUUAUUUUUUAUGGUUUGGAUUGGUUAUUUUGAUUGUUUAUCUGUUUGUUUUGGUUUAUUUGGAAGUGAAGUGGAGUUUGGUGCCUGUGAUUGUGGUGGUUGAAUCAAGCUGGGGCAUGAAGGCUUUAAAGAGGAGUGCAAGUCUAAUAAGUGAAUAUAAGUCGAUGGGUUUGUCUUUGUAUUUGACUUUCUUAAUGAUGACAGGACUUUCAGUUUGGAACAGUUCGUUAGCGAGUACAACUUUUUUUGGUACGGAUUUUGAUGAUAAGUGGGAUGUGGCACUUGUGUUUCUAUCUUUGACGACUUCACAUUUGCUAAUGUUGGUGUUCCUCACAAACGCAGUGGCCAAUACUGUGUUGUAUAUACAUUGCAAGGCUGUUGUUGAUGAGGAAAGGAAUAUGUAA
Pistacia vera is the source of this 525-nucleotide messenger RNA. RefSeq lists its product as uncharacterized. The record is from RefSeq and is a predicted model, not a curated record. NCBI's taxonomy places the organism in Eukaryota, Viridiplantae, Streptophyta, Magnoliopsida, Sapindales, Anacardiaceae. Bases 1 to 525 code for a protein of 174 amino acids. The transcript is spliced from 2 exons.